AGGGACGCUGUUACUUCCUUGCUGGAAAUGUCGAAUGAGGAACAAGAAUGUCCCGCGGUUUCCGCCCCUGGCUCCAUUUUUGAAUCCCAAGUAGCUUUUGUGAGGUGUGUGACAGCUGGCUUCCGUCGGUGUCACCUAUUCUGACGGCAGGCCCCUCCGAGAGGACCUCUGCACGCGUCCGGAGCAGGACAUGGACCAAGGUAUAGAAACUUCUGUACAUAACCACAAUCAAGAAUGAGUGCCUGGAUGUUCAAUUCAUUCUUCCUCUAUUAUAAUCCUUCAUACAAGUCAGAGAUUGCUUCCACAUACCAGAAAACACAUGAAGAAAAUAUUGAAGAGGACUACCAGAGUCUCAAGAGAAAUCUGGGAUUCCAGUAAAUAUUGAGGAUGUGGAAGUGAACUUCACCUCAGAGGAGUGGGCUGUGUUGGAUUCAAGUCGAAAGAAGCUCUACAGAGAUGUGAUGAAGGAAACAUUUUUGAACCUGAUCUCCAUAGAAAAAGCACUAGAAGAAUAUUUUGAAGAGGACUCUAAAGAUCUCAACAGGAAUAUGGGAAUUCAGAGGAUUGAGAAAGACCAUGGAUAUGAAUGUCAUACUGAGUGUGAUAAAAACCAGCAAACUAUUCCUGAGAUUAUAAUCAAUAAAGACACGCCAUCCAGAGUAAGAGCUCAUGAGACUCCAUUACAUGAGCCAGUAAAAUUUGAGGAUGUGGCAGUGAACUUCACCUCGGAAGAGUGGGCAGUGCUGGAUUCUAGUCAAAAGAAGCUCUACAGAGAUGUGAUGAAAGAAACAUAUUUGAACCUGAUCUCCAUAGAAAAAGCACUAGAGGAAAAUAUUGAAGAAGACUAUAAAGAUCUCAGCAGGAAUAUGGGAUUUCAGGGGAUUGAGAAAGACCAUGGAUAUGAAUGUUAUACUGAGUGUGAUAAAAACCAGCAAUCUAUUCUAGAGAGUAUGAUCAAUAAAGACAUGCCACCCAGAGUAAAAGCUCAUGAGACUUCAUUUUAUGUAAGAAACAUUAUUGGUCAUUUAUCCUUACAUGGGUAUCUCCGAAAAAAUACUAGAGGAAAACCACCACUGUUUAAGGAAGCUGUGGCAAAAGCUUUUACACAUCAGAAACAUUGGAAAGAUAGCAGUUAUUCUGAAUCACUUCAAGUACUUGAAGCUUCUCCUGAAGAGAAACCCAGUAAAAUUCAACAGUGUAAUGAAGCCUGUAGGAGUCUCUGUUUUGAUCAGCCUCAGGAGAGAAGUCAUACUGAAAAUAAACCCAAUGAGAAUGUCUUAAUGAGAUGCACAUAUGACCAGAAUGAUGAAGGAACCCAUAAAGAAGUGAAACAAUUCAUAUGUAAUCUCACUGAAGAAUCCUUCAUUGAUUCCAGCGAUCUUACCAACCAUGAAAAAAGUCAUAUUGAAAAGAAAUGGUACAUUUGUAGGGAAUGUGGCAAAACAUUUAAAUAUGCAGCAUGUUUUGAGAAACAUAAAGUAACUCACAUAGGAGAGAAGCCAAAUGCUUCUAUAUAUUAUGGAAAAGCCUUCACCCAAUUCAAUCAUCAUAACAGUCAUGAAAGCAGUUACAAUGGACAAAAACCUUAUGCUUGCAAGCACUGUGGAAAAAAAUUCACCAGUUCUUCUUAUCGAAACAUUCAUGAAAGAAUUCACACUGGAGAGAAAUCUUAUCCAUGUAAGCAUUGUGGGAAAGCCUUCAACCACCCCAGUAGUCGUAACAGACAUGAGAGGAGCCACACUGCAAAGAAACCUUAUGCCUGCAGUCAUUGUGGAAAAAUGUUUACCAGUUCUUCUUAUAGAAACAUUCAUGAAAGAAUGCACACUGUAGAGAAACCUUAUGCAUGUAAGCAUUGUGGGAAAGCGUUCACCAAUUCCAAUGCUUGUAGCAUUCAUGAAAGAAUGCACAUGGCAGAGAGGCAUUAUACAUGCAAGUAUUGUGGAAAAACCUUUUCCUGUCCCAGUCUUCUGAAUACCCAUGAGAUAAUUCACACUGGAAAAAAGCCUUAUGUAUGUAAGUAUUGUGGAAAAGCCUUCAACCACCCCAGUAGUCGUAACAGACAUGAGAGGAGCCACACUGCAGAGAAAAUUUAUGCCUGCAAGCAUUGUGGAAAAAAGUUCACCAGUUCUACUUAUCAAAACAUUCAUGAAAGAAUUCACACUGGAGAGAAACCUUAUGCAUGUAAGUAUUGUGGAAAAACAUUCACCAAUUCCAAUACUUGUAGUAUUCAUGAAAGAAUGCACACGGCAGAGAGGCAUUAUACAUGCAAGUAUUGUGGAAAAGCCUUUUCCUGUCCCAGUCUUCUGAAUACACAUGAAAUAAUUCACACUGGAGAAAAGCCUUAUGCAUGUAAGCAUUGUGGAACAGCCUUCAACAAUCCCAGUAGUCGUAACAGACAUGAGAGGAGCCACACUGCAGAGAAACCUUAUGCCUGCAAGCAUUGUGGAAAAAAGUUCACCAGUUCUACUUAUCGAAACAUUCAUGAAAGAAUUCACACUGGAGAGAAACCUUAUGCAUGUAAGUAUUGUGGAAAAGCCUUCACCAAUUCCAAUGCUUGUAGAAUUCAUGAAAGAAUGCACAGGGUUGAGAGUCAAUAUACAUGCACGCAUUGUGGAAAAGCCUUUUCUUGUCUCAGUCUUCUUAAUAUCCAUGAAAUAAUUCACACUGGAAAAAAGCCUUAUGUAUGUAAGCAUUGUGGAAAAGCCUUCAACCACCCCAGUAGUCGUAGCAGGCAUGAGAGGAACCACACUGCAGAGAAACCUUAUGCAUGAGCAUUGUGGAAAAAUCUUCAACAACCCAGUAGGUGUAACAGAUAUGAAAAGAGCCACACUACAGAGAAGCAUUGGACUUAUAUAUGCAUGCAUUGUGGGAAAACCUUUUUCUGGCGUAGUCAUCUGAACAUCCAUGAAAUAAUUCAUCCUGGAGAAAAAGCCUUAUGUAAGUAAGCAUUGUGGAAAUUCAUUCAACAACCCCAAUAGUUAUAACAGACAUGGCAAGAGUCACACUGCAUAGAAACCUUGUUCGUAUAGGUAUUGUGGAAAAAGCCUUCACCAAUUUCACUUUCUGUAAGACUCAUGAAAAGAGUUCACAUUAAAGAGAAGUCUCAUACAUUAAAGCAUUGUGGAAAAGCAUUUAUCCACUCCAUUCAGCUGAUCAUGCAUGAAAGGGUUCAAAUUAGAGAGAAGGCUUUUGCAUGUAUACAUUACAGGAAAACUUUGAACACUUCAACUUCUCCUGAUUUGCAUGAAAAAAAACAAACUUGAGAAAAACCCUGUGUGUGUAAAAGAUGUGGAAACUGUUCAUUCUAUUGACCUUAACAGGCAUAAAAUAUUUCACUUGAAAUUAAAGCUUUAUGCACAUAAGAAUUGUGGAAAAGCCUUCAGCUGCUCUUGUGAUCAUAACAGAUCUGAAACUUUUCACACUAGUCAGUAGCCUAAUGCGUGUAACCAUUGUCAGAAAGCCUUUACUAGAUUCACUUGGUCCAAGAGUAAAAACAUUCACACUGGAUAGAAACCUUUUGUAUGUACGCAUGGUAUAUGAACUAUUUCUUUAUUCUUGUGAUUUUAACAAGCAUAAAGAUCUCACACAUUGUCUGUAAUGUGGGAAAGUCUUCAGCACAUCCAGCUUCUGAAACCCGCAUGCACAGGUUUACAGUGGAAAGAAUUCUAAAGCAUAGAUCCAUUUAAGUAUUGUCCAAAGCCUUCAGAGUUCCUGCUGCCAUUCUAAAGAAUUCACUCUGGAGACAGACUUUACAUGUAUAACCAUGUGGAAAAUCUUUUAGCAUCCACAGUUCCUAUUAUACUCAAUAAAUUUUUCACUUUGUGAGAACCUUUAUGUUUAGAAUAAAUGUGGGAAAAUAGUCAAAGGGUUUAGAAUGAAUAAAACUUAAAAGUGUUUGUCCUCUUUGGUAGCGUGUUCCGGAUAUUCUGUGAUUUACAUCAGCUAGUCAUGAUUCUUCCCAGUAAAUGUGAUUAUGUGCAUUGCCUUCCUGGAUCUUACAUGGUGGAAAUAAUGUAUCAUUUUCUGAAGCUGUCUUCUAACAAUCACAUGUACACUUACUAUUGAACACACACACACACAUACACAUAUGUGUGCACACACAAACACAGAGAGACACACAAAUGAGUAAAAAGUAACAUAUUCAGCCGGACGGUGGUGGCGCACACCUUUAAUCCCAGCACUUGGGAGGCAGAAGC
This is a messenger RNA of Microtus oregoni (creeping vole), 4196 nucleotides long. RefSeq names its product zinc finger protein 709-like. Gene Ontology annotation, molecular function: DNA-binding transcription factor activity, RNA polymerase II-specific; RNA polymerase II cis-regulatory region sequence-specific DNA binding. The transcript has 9 exons. Lineage: Eukaryota; Metazoa; Chordata; Mammalia; Rodentia; Cricetidae. Gene Ontology annotation, biological process: regulation of transcription by RNA polymerase II. The record is from RefSeq and is a predicted model, not a curated record. Bases 462 to 2771 code for a protein of 769 amino acids. Gene Ontology annotation, cellular component: nucleus.